This is a messenger RNA of Ostrinia furnacalis (Asian corn borer), 1458 nucleotides long. Its product is annotated as tetraspanin-9. The coding region runs from base 49 to 765 and encodes 238 amino acids. Gene Ontology annotation, cellular component: plasma membrane. NCBI's taxonomy places the organism in Eukaryota, Metazoa, Arthropoda, Insecta, Lepidoptera, Crambidae. The transcript is spliced from 5 exons. The record is from RefSeq and is a predicted model, not a curated record.
AUUUUCAGUUUGCCUAUCAGUGCCGACGAAAAUAGUCACUUGACCAAUAUGUUUAAACUAAGAGUACCAAAGUUUUUGAAAUCUGUGAGAUAUUGUUUAGCAGGUGUAAAUGUGUUAUUUCUGCUCACUGGUCUGAUGCUCCUGGCAUUAGGUAUAGCAGUGCUGCUGGUAUACCAAGAAUAUGAAGAGUUCAUAACGCAGCGGUUCUUUUCGUUGCCAAGCUUCGUGAUUGCUACAGGCGCAAUAAUUCUCGUUACGUCUGUUCUCGGGUUCUAUUGCGCUUAUUCGGAACAGUUUUACUUCAUUCUUGUGUACGUAAUUCUGACAUUGGUUAUUCUGGUGUUCGAAAUGGCAAUAGUAAUAACAAGCUUUGGGUUAAGGAAUGACGCAUCAUCAGAAAUCAGGACGACGAUGCUUAGUUCUUUGCAGCAGUAUGAAAAUCGGCGGGAGGUGGCCAUUUUGUGGGAUAAUUUGCAAAUUGGGUUUGAAUGCUGCGGCGUGGCCGGGCGCCAUGAUUGGCCACAAAACCGCCUACCCGUGAGCUGCUGCCUCAUCGAUUUCGGCACCAUCUCGCCCUUUGAGUGCACCACCAACAACGCGUACAUGACGGGCUGCGCCAGCGUACUAGGCGAGUGGCUCAGCCACAACGCGCACGUCAUGGCUUACAUCGCGCUGCCUGUUAUGGUGAUACAGGUACUCAUAGUGUUGGCGUCUGGCUGGUUAGCAUACCGGUCCAAGUUCGAAGAGGUAGAGCUCGAAUCAUGAAGAGAUGGAUGUCACGUUAAAUUAAGUAGAUAUAAGCAUGAGUGCCCGAAUGUGUAAAUAAUUAAGUUUGAAGUUAACUUUUUGAAAAUAAUGUAGGUACAUAUGUUUUUUGGGACAGUGAAAAAUUUGCAAAAUUCCUAGUUACAUCCCUGAAGUGGAAAUGGAGAUAAGAUGUAUUCUAGUUUGAAAUAGAAAUUAGUUUUAUACACCAUUAUACGAGUACUUAGAGCAAUGUCAUUAAUUAUUCAUGCGUUGUUAAGUUGGUUAAUUAGGUAGUUUAAGAAAAAUUAUACGCUAGUUAUCUUAAUUGUCCAAACUACAUUACCGAGACCUUGGUUAAAGCCAAGGUUUGAAGGUAAACCUGGAAAUGUGGGUAUAGUUUAAAAGGUUGACUAAACUCAUAAUAAAUGUUCAUAUAAAAUUUAACCUGAUUUUUGGGACAUUCUGUAUAAAUAAAAUAACAAAGAAAAUAAUUAUGAAGUUGACCAAACGGGUAUCUACUCGUAUAUGUAUUAUUGUAUAGAUACGCAAUGAUAAGUAGGUACUUUGAUAUCGUACAUAAUCAUACUUUGUUCAUUUACCCGUAAUUGCAAAAUAAAAGAAGAAUAGAGAAAUAGAGCGAUAACAAGUUAUGUGAGAUGGCAUUUGUAUUUUUAAAAUAUUUUUUUGUUAAUAAAGAAAAAUUGUUAGAUU